This is a messenger RNA of Salvia splendens (bonfire salvia), 10924 nucleotides long. RefSeq lists its product as uncharacterized. Bases 21 to 1955 code for a protein of 644 amino acids. NCBI's taxonomy places the organism in Eukaryota, Viridiplantae, Streptophyta, Magnoliopsida, Lamiales, Lamiaceae. The transcript is spliced from 2 exons. The record is from RefSeq and is a predicted model, not a curated record.
CUCCCAGAACCCUCAAUGUCAUGAUAUGCGACGAGGAGGAAGUUGCGGAAGAGGACCCCGACGCUGAAGACUCAGAGAUUUUGGAGACUGGGGCGGAACCCCAACUGUCGGCCUUGUCUCUAAACGGCUUAGACACGGCGAAUACGAUGAAACUUUUUGGGGAAAUCGCAUCACAACAAGUAAAAGUAAUGAUCGACAGCGGCGCCAACUAUUGCUUCAUAUCCGAGGAGUGCGCACGGCGACUCGAACUACAGAUUACCCCGACCUCGCCCUAUUCGGUGGUACUAGGCGACGGCUCCACACGUCGGGCAGCCGGGAUGUGUAGGACCGUGCCACUUAUAUUGGGGAACGAGGAGUUUGUGGUGGCGUGCUACGUGUUUCCCCUCCGGAACAUCAACGUCAUUCUAGGGGUCGCUUGGCUCGCAUCCCUCGGCUACGUCAUGGCUAAUUGGCAGCGGUCAUCCAUGGAUUUCAAGGUCAACGGUCGGCCGGUCUCACUCAGGGGAGACCCGUCCCUCAUGCGCCGAGCAUGCUCCACCAGCGACCUUCGCCGCCUCGAGGACGGGGACUGUUGCUGGGUCCUCCACGCCCUUGAGAAGGACACCGCGGCCGAGCCUUUCGGGUUCGAUCCGGCACUGCCAACCGCAGCCAAGUCGCACCUUCUGAGGCUGGUUGAGGAGUUUCCGGCAAUGACGAGGGAAACCGUCGGGUUACCCCCCCGCCGCCGGACGGACCACAGGAUCCCACUUCUUCCCGGCACCGACCCCGUCUCGGUAAGGCCCUAUCGAUACAACCACUUGCAGAAAGAUGAGAUGGAAAAGCUCAUCGCCGAGAUGUUAAGUUCCGGGGUAAUUCAACCCAGCACUAGCCCUUUUUCGAGCCCGGUACUCCUGGUACGCAAGAAAGGCGGCUCAUGGAGGUUUUGCGUCGACUACAUGGAGCUCAACAAAAGAACAGUCCCGGACAAAUAUCCUAUCCUGGUGAUCCAGGAACUGCUAGACGAGUUGCACGGCGCCAAGUGGUUCAGCAAAAUCGAUCUGAAAGCAGGGUACCACCAAAUUCGGGUGGCCAGCAGGGACGUUCCGAAGACGGCAUUCCGAACCAACUCCGGCCACUACGAGUUCCUGGUCAUGCCUUUCGGCCUCACCAACGCGCCCGCCACGUUCCAGAGCCUAAUGAACGACAUCUUCCGCCCGGCCCUUCGGAAGUUUGUUUUGGUAUUUUUCGACGACAUUCUCGUCUACAGCACGUCGUGGGAUGAUCAUGUGCGCCAUCUCCGCCGAGUCUUCAAGGUACUUAACGCCCAUGCACUCGUGAUCAACGCGAAGAAAUGUCUUCUGGGUCGCUCCAGCGUCGAGUAUCUCGGCCACAUUGUGUCGUUCGACGGCGUUAGAAUGGACCCGGCCAAAAUUUCGGCGGUCCUCCGUUGGCCGACGCCGACGUCCCUAAAAAGCAUCCGCGGGUUCCUAGGGUUGACGGGGUACUACCGCCGCUUCAUCAAGGACUACUGCAAGAUUGCCGCCCCAUUGACGGAGCUCUUGAAAAAGCCCCUCGUCACCCAAUCUAAGGUUGCAUGGGAUUGGCCGGCGGCGGCAGCCGCUGCCUUCGACACCCUCAAAUCGGCACUGACAUCGGCACCACUGCUCCGGAUGCCGGAUUUUACAAAGGAGUUCGUCAGAGUGCGAUGCUUCGGGGCGGGGCCUCGGUGCUGUUCUAAUACAGGACCGCCAGCCGGUGGCAUACUUCAGCAAGACACUGUCCUCUCGUUGGUUGGCCAAGUCGGCGUACGAGAAGGAGCUCAUGGGCCUCGUCCUCGCGAUUCAUCAUUGGCGUCCCUACUUGUUGGGCCGGGGAUUCGUCGUGCACACGGAUCAGAGAAGUCUGCGCCAGCUCCUGGCCCACCCCCUGGCCACCCUGGUACAACAAAACUGGGCGGCAAAACUGCUGGGCUAUGAUUUCGCCAUCGUAUACAAGGAGGGCAGGUUGAAUCGGGCAGCCGAUGCGCUGUCCCGGCGAGACGAGAACACACCGGAGCUCGCGGCGAUUUCCAUUCCGUCUUGGCCAGACUGGUCCUCGGUCCAGGAGACCCUCUCGGCCGACCCAUCUUUGGCAAAAAUCAAGACCGCUCUGGAGGCCGGCCACCGCACUUCCCCACACUACGAGCUCAUCCAUGGGACCCUAUUCUAUAAAGGGAUGAUAGUCGUGCCACCCCAUUCUCCGUGGAUCCCGAGACUCCUGGCCGAAUUCCAUGUCACACCCACCGGGGGGCACUCGGGAGCCUACCGCACAUACCGACGGAUCGCGUCAAACGUUUACUGGCCCGGGAUGAUUAAGCACGUCACGAAUUUUGUAGCGGCUUGCACAACGUGUCAGAGGCACAAGGCAGACACCAAGUCCCCGGCCGGCCUCCUCCAGCCCCUGGCAAUACCGAGCCGCGUGUGGGAAGACAUCUGCAUGGAUUUCGUCUCGGGGCUGCCGAGAGCUGGGGGUCUGGACUGCGUGUUUGUAGUCGUCGACCGUCUGUCCAAAUACGCCCACUUUAUCGGCCUUCGACACCCGUUCACAGCCCGGCAGGUCGCGGAUGUUUUUACCGGCGAGGUGGUUCGUCUCCACGGCAUUCCCCGGUCCAUCGUGUCGGAUCGCGACCCCAUUUUCCUCAGCUCUUUCUGGAAAGAGCUAUUUCGGGCCACGGGCACUACCCUCAAGAUGAGUUCCGCCUAUCACCCCGAAACCGAUGGCCAAACAGAGGUGCUAAAUCGGUGCCUACAGACAUACUUGCGCUAUUUUUCCUCCGACCGGCCGAAGCAGUGGAACAAGUGGCUCCCAUGGGCGGAGUACUGCUAUAACACGAGCGCCCAUUCUGCUUCGGGCAUGACUCCGUUUGAAAUAGUUUACGGUCGUCCCCCGCCCACGUUGCACGCCUUCUUGCCAGGGGAGGUCCGGGCCCAGUCCGUUUUGGACUCUCUACGCUCCCGUGACGAGAUGCUGGAGCUGCUGCGGCACCACCUGCGUCGAGCCCAGGACCGCAUGGUGGCCUCCGCGAACAAGCGACGUCGGGAUGUCGAAUACUGCGUGGGCGAUAUGGUCUACCUACGGUUCCGACCCCACCGGCAGUCCUCGCUGUUCACGACCUGAAACAGGAAACUCGCCCCCCAAUUUUUUGGGCCUUUUAAAAUCGAGGCGCGUAUUGGGGCAACGACGUAUCGGCUGCAGCUUCCCGACUCAGCCCGCAUACACCCGGUGUUCCACGUCUCCCUCCUCAAACGGGCCGUGGGAGACGCACCUGUGGAAACCACGCUACCCGACAGCCUAGUCGAUGCCGCGCCCCCUUUCCUUCCGGACAAGGUGCUGGCACGCCGAACUGAGCGCCGAGAUGACGAUACCGUCGACCAGGUCCUCAUUGGGUGGGUCGGCCUGGGGGAUGACGAGGCAACUUGGAUGACGAGGCGGACGUCCGCGGCCAGUUUCCUUUCUUCAGCCUUGCGGACAAGGCUGUUCCGACGGGCGGGUCAAUUGAUACGGUCAGCGGCCUGGGCGGUUGGAAGGUAUACACACGCCGCAAUAAGGGGAAGGACGUUGGAGGUGGCGAGGAAAAGAAGGGAGCCGGUGCAAGGGGUUGAAGAAGUCAGCCGCCAGCUCAUUUAUGUUUCAGCUGCUUUCCUAUUCUCAUGCACGGCUGUUUCAGCUGCUUUCCUUUUCUCAUGCAUUCCUAGAUUUAUGCUUUUAGUUAAGUUCCGCUUAGUAUAAAUAAAGGUAAUUAGGAAGCUCUUUUUAUCUUGGAUAGAUCAUUUGUAAUUGGACGACUGAAGUCGUAGGCCUCUGUGGAGGAGUGUUCUCUCUUAUUAUUUCAGCAAUCCAAGUGAUCGAUUCCUUCAUUAUUACCCAUACAAUUUACAUAUCGAAACAAGAGCAUAUCUCAUGCUCUCUCUCCUCUCCCCUCGCCUUUCACUCCUAUCAUCCGCCUCGGCAACCGCAACCAUUUCUUCUCCAUGGAGGUUCUCUGCGAGGUGUUUCAAUGCUACAACCUCAACUCCGGGGAAGAAGUAGAGUACAACUACUCUGAUGUUUGGGGUGCCAUGACUAUCGAGGGGGGGACUUUAUCCCGGCUUAUGCCAAGUCUUCCUCCAUCUGCAACCCCGUCCUUAGGUACCUCCACCGAGCUAUGACUCAAUUUAUGUUUGCUCAGACCGACGGUGGAGGCGUCUCCCAAACUGAGUUGGAUGUGAUGUGGAGUCUCCUCAACAAGAAUGAGAUCAACUUUGGGAUCCUUUUCACCAUCUAUGUCGACCGCAUCUCGAAUAAGGACAGGAGCACCAUAUGUUGCGGGGGCUUAAUCACGGCGAUUGCAACACCUCGGUAUCCCGACCACGGAAUUCACUCCGGACAUGGGUGAGAUAUACAUUCAAGAGAGGGAUUUUGCACGUGUGUCGUGUGCAUGUGUCCCUCAUUUCAACAAGAUUUAUAGUUUCCAUCUUUUGCAACAAAUAUUACUAAGUAUACGCGGCAAGAGCGGGGUCGAACCACAGAGACCAUGGACCUACUCGAGAUUGUUUCUACGACACAGGUUUGGUGUUAGCCACCACGCCUUGAGCACUUGAGCAUGGACUUAAACACUAAAGUGGGAAACUUAAACUUUAAGCAUGAAAACUAAUUUUGAGAGCUUAAGCUAAUCUAACUAAGGGAGCAUGGAAGAGGAUUUUGAAAGCUUCAAGAGAAAAUAGGGAGAAUGGGACAGAGACUUGGUAUGGAAAUUUCUAAACUAAGAGCAACUUGAAACAAACAUUUGCUUGAAAUCAUUUCAGAAACAAGAGUAAAAGCAUCAUCAACAUGAAAAUAAACCAAAGCUUCUUAAAACUGGAAAUAAACCGAAAUCCAACGGCGGAGUCGUCAAUUCUUCCGUUGAAACCAUUUAAUCUAACUAGAAAGCAAGGUGUGAAGGGGCUUCUAAGAUGGAGGCGUCAAUUCCACCGUUGAAACGGCCAACACACUGUAAAUAUACACUAAAGUCUUGAAAACAUGAAAUGAAAUGUAAUCCCGACGUCGGAGUUGUCAAUUCCUCCAUUGAAACUACAGAGCUAUGCGAAAAGCAUCCAAGAAACAUGAGUAUAUAAUAUCAUCAACAUGAAAAUAAACCAAAGCUUCAUAAAACUAGAAAUAAACCAAGAUCCAGCGGCGGAGUCGUCAAUUCCUCCGAUGAAACUUUGGAUCUAACUACAGCGUCUCAAAAGCGGUAAAGAAAGGAAGGAUCCAACAUCGGAGUCGUCAAUUCCUCUGCCGAAACCAUUAAAUCUAACUAGAAAGCGAGAUGGUGAAGGAGCUUCUAAGAUGGGGGUGUCAAUUCCACCGUUGAAGCGACCAUCACACUGUAAAUCUACACUAAAGUUUUGAAAACAUGAAAUAAAACGUAAUCCCGACGUCGGAGUUGUCAAUUCCUCUGUCGACACCGCAGAACUAAGCUAAGAAAGUAGUAAAAUAUCUAACUAAACUAAACUAAGCUAAGAGAGCUUCCUAACUAAACUACGGUAGCGUUAAGCGUCGUUUCUUUAUUGUGAAAAGCUUCUAUUUAUAGCGCAGCUUCAACUUCAACCCUAAGGCAACUUCUCAUUCGAUUUGACCAUUUUACCCUUGCAGAAAUUUAGGAUGAUCCAACAGAUACGCCUUCAUGUGGUGAGGUCCUCUUGAUCAUGGUGAGCUCUUCUUGAUCAACUCAAUCAUCUCAUGUCUUCUGGUGGUGAGCUUCUCUUGAUCAGUUUGCACCAUCUACUUGAUCCAGCUUGAUCAAUUAGCAUGGCUGCCUGGCAUUGUCAUCCCAACUAGGCCCUCUUGAUCAACUUGCGCCAUCUACUUGAUCCAGCUUGAUCAAUUAGCAUGGCUGCCUGGCAUGGUCACUUCAUCCUCACUCACUUGAUCAGUUUGCUCCAUUUUUUUGGUCAUUUUCCCCUUCUGCGCUCACUUGAUCAAGGCACACCUACUGCUUGGUCAACUUGACAAUAUGCACACUACAAACUCACUUUUCUGCUUUGAUCUUUCCUCAUACAGCUUGUCAUGUUAGUACGCCAUUUUGUCUCCUUGAUCUGUUUGGCGACUUUUUCUGCAAUUUUGCUCCAUUGUUGCUCAAUCUGAAUCUGCUCAGUCAGUUUGUACUAUCUACUUGAUCUAGCAGAUACAUGCACACAGUUAAGCUCACAAUUUGUGCAUUAUCUCUUCCAAAAGCAUAUAAUAUCACCCAAAAUCAAUACAUGAAACCAGCCUUAUCAAAUUGCUCACACUUAAACCAUACUUGUCCUCAAGUAUGAAAGAUAACAUAAAACAAAUAAGGCAGUUUUCAAUGCAUGGUUCCCAUAUGACCAACACUGAAAGACUAAAAAAAAUUGGUUUUAGACUCAACUAGACUCAAACAAAAAUAAGGCUCAAAAACAAAAGCACACAGAAAGAAAAGAAAACAUGUAUAAGCAUAAAAAGGCUUAACUUCUAGCAACCCUCCCCACAAGCUUAAGAUCAUUCCAAUUGUCUGCAGUCUCAGAUUCCUCCACCUCCCUUCUUCUAUUUGGUCAGUUUGUCAGUUUGUCAAGAUAGCCCUUAUUCUAGCCAACUGUUGGAUUCACUCGGUCACUCAUUCUUCACCAUAAAUGUUUGGACCAUUCACUCAUUCAUUUUUCCAUACCACUGAUGCUUUGAGUUCUACCGAUACAAGAUAGUUCCUUAAGGUCUUCCUUUUCGAUUAUAACGGGGCUGGGGGGUUAUAAUGUAUAGGGUUAGAAUCCUAGGGGUCCUAAGUUCAAAAGAUGUGAAAUAAAAACAAUAAUAUAUAUGAGAGCAUGUGAACUUAGGGACAAAAUUUGGAACAACCUCCCUACUUUGAUUCUGUGUUAACUUUCCAAAAUUGGAGAUACCCUGGUCAUUCUGGCCUUAUUUUCCUAUCUCUUUUUUUUUCUAUUGGGGCAGAUUACAACUUUUUUUCUGCCCUUUUUCUUUUCCUUUUUUUCUCUCUCUCUCUCUAUAUAUAUUUUGGAAAACAAUGUACAUUUUAUUUCUUUCUUUUCACUCUCUCUUUUUCUCUAUUCUUUUUUUUCUAUAUGCCCAGUCGACCCACUUUUUUUUCUUUACUGCUCUAACCUGUCUCUUUCUACCCCAUCUGGUGAGUUAUUCCACUUUUAUCCCUCUACUCACAUGUUUUAAGAAUGUGGCAUGUGGUUUUAGCUUCAACGAAUAGGAAAACUGUUUAGGCUCAAGCUUGGCUUACUAGGGGGUGCCCUUACAACGAGGCUGGUUCAAUAAGUUCGAAAGAAUUAAGCUCAAAGUGGGUAUACUUAUUGUCUUUAGUCCUCACUACCUCAUGUCAUUCUCCCUCUUAGCAUCAUGUGGCAACCUCUCUAUUUUUUCCUGUUUAGUGUAGUAGAAAGUAUUCUACUCUAGGCUUAUAACUCACAUUUUAGAGGGCUUCACAGUUGGCUUAAAUUAAGGCUCUUCCAUCGUCCUCACUUCGUCCAAAAUGACUUCAAUUUAUUAAGGGAGGGUUAUCACACAUCAACAUGCAUUCUUUCUUCACUCACUCUCACUAAGGGGAUCAUGCUUUUCAUUUUUGCCAGAUUAUAUACAAACACAAAGGUCCUAAAAGGAACUGGCAUCUAAUUCCCAACUGACUCAACAGACUAACAUAUAUAUAAACCUAUACUAACAUACCAAAUAUAUAUAUACAACAUUUAACACAUAUUAACACUAACUAUACUAAUUUCCCUCCCUCCCACUUCAUUUUGGCUCGCCCUCAAGCUUGCUUGAUGAAGUGGAAAACAGGGUGAUUAGUGUUAAACAUAGAAGAAACAUGAAAACCAAAACACAAAACAGGAGAACACAAACUUCUCACACUUAGACCAUGCAAUGGGCUAAGUGGGAGAAGACUAAACAAACAUAUACCAACAUAUAAAAACAAACAUCAUAUAUUCACAAGAACUUCUCACACUUAGACCAAGCAAUUGGCUAAGUGGGAGAACACUCAAUAAACAGAAACUUAACAGAAAAGAAAACAUGUUAUAUCAACAAAAACUUCUCACACUUAGACUAUGCAAUAGUCUAAGUGGGAGAUAGUUCACACAAACACAACAAACUAAAACAUAUAACAUACAUGUACAUAUGCAAACUGCCUCCUUCUCACACUGGGUUCCAACUCACCCGAAGGUUAGAGUUGGGCCAAGUGGUAUUAAGAGAAGGCUGAGCUUGCUACGAUCCUACAUAAAAUACUGAAACUAAAAAAAAUUAAAAACUGAAAAUGAAAUUACUUGGUCAUUGAUGGGGUGGGGUCACUUCCUCUGUUGAUCCCUCGUGGAGUCAGCGGCUCUAGAGUAUGAUUCAUCUCUUCCAAGCAGUCUUCUGCUGCCCACGCCUUGUGUUGUGGAUGGAGAAGCACCUUGCCGCCGCAGGCUCUUUUUUUUAAGAAAACCUUUGAAAUAAACUUAAUUAGAAUGUGGGAUUUACAAAAACUUCAAAUUUUUUUGUAUUUUUCCAAUUUUUAAAAUAUUUUUUUUGGAUUUUCUAAGAAAAAAAUUCAAAAGAAAUAAAAAUCGACUAAAAGAAUUUACAAAAAGAGCUUAUAAAGUAUCCAAGGACUAUAUAAAUGCAACCAAUAAACAAAAGAUGGAGAUAACAAGAAAACUCCCUGAACUUGUUCACCCUCUAAGCUUCUUUGAGCCACAUGUGAUUGUAGAGCUUUCCUUCUUCACUCCAGCCAUGGUCUUUUCAACUUUGGGAACACCUUGGAUAAGAAUUCCUGCCUAAAACAAAGAAAACGAUCAAAAACAGAAAAUAAAAAACGAAAGCUAUUCACAGUGUCCAUCCGUACUCCCUACUUAAAUGGCGGCAAGAUUUAACUUUUAGGCAGUUUAGCUCUCCAAAUAUUAUGAAUAGUGUAACUAAGUUUUAAAUAUAUUAUAAUACUCCCUCCGUCCCCCAUAAUUUAUCACUAUUUGAGCUGGCACGGGUUUUAAGAAAUGUAAUAGAAAGUGGGUUAAAAAAGUUAGUAGCAUGUGAGUCCAACUUUUAUAUAUUAGUUUUAUAAUAAAAUGUGAGUGAAAUGAGUUAGUGGAAUAUGGGGUCCACUACCAAAAAUGGUAAAAGUGAAAGGUGACAAAUUUUUAGGGACGGACGGAAAUAGAAAUAAGUGACAAAUUUUCAAGGACGGAGGGAUGUGAUCGAAUGCAAACCAUAUAUCUAAUACAAAAUCAAAACUUUAAUCCUAGCCAUUAAUUAUAACAGAUCUGUGGUUAAUAUUGUGUAGCAUUUCUAUCUCAACAAGAGCAUGUAUUUUGUCAAUAGAGGGUAUUUUUGUAGGUUAAGUUUUUGAACGUUUAUGUGUUCCUAAUUUCUCAUCCACCUUCCAAAACUGAAAUUAUUCACAUCUUUGGAAGCAUUUUAGCACCACUGUAAUUGAAGUCAAAACUUUAUUUUGAAGACUUAAAUUGAUUUCUCUUUUGUCGGUGUAUUCAAGAAUUUAUUUUAUGACUGUACAGUCACCUGCGUAAUAUUAUCCAGUUAAAUCUCAUAUUUCAUAAAAUCAAUUCCGACGUAUUCUGUAUCACAAUGGUUUUUUAUUGUAUGGAGGGUUCUAACGUUUAUAAAGGUAAUUUCAUGGUAAUGAGAAUUAUAGGUUAAUCAUAAUGCCGCAAAAGAUUUUUUAUUUUUCAUUUCCAGAUUCAUGUUUUCCAUAUGUCGAAGAUUGACACAUUCGUGAUUCAUAAUUUCCAUACGUUGAAGAUUGACACAUUCGUGAUUCGUGAUUUCCAUAUUUUAAAGAUUUUUCAUUUCCAAAUUUGUGAUUUUCAGAUUCUUAGGAUGUAGAUGUUUGUAUGUUGAGUCGAUUGCGAAUACAAUUUGUUAUUCAGAUUGUGUGUGUUUUUCCGCUGAACCUGAGUUGAAAUUAUUGGAAUUUUUGUUGAUAUGUCAUAUCACAUGGCUGAUCCUAUGUUGACAUUUGUAAGCUAUGGUUGAUUCUACGUUGCAAUUCUAUUGACAUUUUUGUUGAUUCUAUAUUGAUAUAUAGAAUCAGGUUCUAUUGAUAUAUAGCACAAGGGAAAUGUGGUCGUGACAGGAAGAAGGUCUGCAACAAAUUGAUCCCAAUUGCGGUGUGUAGUACGAGAGUCGUUGAUUCACACACCUAGUUGGGCCACUUCAUGUCAAGCCAAAGACAUAAAACAUAGGCGCUUGUUGGGAGGCAACCCCAACUUGUUUUUGAUUUUUUUUCAUUUUCCUUGUGGUCAUUGUCUGCUGUCCACGUGUGCAGGAACAGGUCGAGCCCUAGGGCGGGCUGCAGCGGUCGCGGUGCGAGCCGCAGCGUCCUGAUGGAGAUGUGCCGUUUUUAGAGUAUCGACAGCGGUCACUGCGCAAGAGUCAGUGACGCGAAACAGCCUACGUAAGGUAAGUGUGAAGUCUGCCAUAUUCAAAGAAUGAACGGAUCAGUUGGGCGGACGAACAGACCAAGGAAUGAAGUAAAAAAUUGCAGUGCUAUGUUGAUCAAUUUAGGAUUAAGCGGAGCCAGCAGGAGUUUCCCACGUAGAAGAUGGAGCUAAAGAUCCCACCCCAAAAAGCCAAGGGCAAGAAUGAAAUUUCGAGAGGACGGUACCCUAGGGAUCAGAGCUCUACGCCUCUCUACAAAUAGAAAGCCAAGUGCGAGUAGGAAGGGGGACACAUACGCAUACAGAAAAAUAUUUAGGAAUUCAACUUUCUUCUAGGGCUGAAAUGGUAGAUCAUUUUACUUCAUAUUCCUGAUUUCCGUCACGCACACACUUGGGUUUUGGUUUCUAGUUUAGUUUGGGUGGUAGUUUUAUCAAACUUGAAGUUGUGUAACACAGUUUUGGUUUUGGUUGUUUGUUGCUUAUCGACUUGGUAGUUUUUGGAGGAUUUUGAAGUUAUUAAUUCAGUCUUAUUCGGCGUA